Hydatigera taeniaeformis is the source of this 420-nucleotide messenger RNA. NCBI's taxonomy places the organism in Eukaryota, Metazoa, Platyhelminthes, Cestoda, Cyclophyllidea, Taeniidae. The record is from the annotation of a GenBank genome assembly.
AUGGAUUUCGCAAAUACCGCUGAUAUUUCUUCAUAUGGAAUGCCAUCAAAUCAUGCGACGUUCAUGUUCUUCAUGAUGGCCUAUUUUUUGCUUUUUAUAAAGUAUCGUCUCUCACCGCUUCAUUAUUCCUCUUUCUCCCGAGCCUUUAUCGCCCUCUUUUUGCUCUUUAUAUCUGUGAUCACUUGCUACACUAGAGUAUAUCUUGAGUUUCAUUAUGUCGACCAGGUGUGCAUCGGUGCCCUCAUUGGGUCGAUUCUGGGCUCUUUAUGGUUCUACGUCGUUCACGCCAUACUGACUCCUCGCUUUCCCCAAAUUGUUGAGAGCAAAAUUGGUAGGGCGUUGAUGUUACAGGACUUUACUCACAUUCCAAAUAUUUUUACAUUUGAAUACAAUGCUGUGAAGACGUUCCACUCUCAGUAA